This is a messenger RNA of Tyto alba (common barn owl), 3320 nucleotides long. RefSeq names its product proline and arginine rich end leucine rich repeat protein (gene PRELP). The record is from RefSeq and is a predicted model, not a curated record. The transcript has 3 exons. Gene Ontology annotation, molecular function: protein binding; heparin binding. Lineage: Eukaryota; Metazoa; Chordata; Aves; Strigiformes; Tytonidae. Gene Ontology annotation, cellular component: extracellular exosome. Bases 210 to 1325 code for a protein of 371 amino acids.
UCCGCCUCCUGCGCUCCCACCCACCCUCGGCCAGCAGCUCCCAGGAACAAAACCCCCGUGCUCGGCCGAGGCUCACUCGUGGCGGAGCCGCGGUGCCGAGAGGAGGAGGAGGAGGAGGAGGAGGAGGGAGACAGCCAGAGAGAAACUUGUCUUGGGGAUUAAUAAGAGGCAGGAGGAGGGAGAGGUGCACACAGGGAAACAUCUGGACCAUGAAGGUGGCCUUCAGAUUGCUUCUCCCACUUGUUCUUGUGCUGAUCUCAGAGGUGAGCGGGCAGCGGAGGAAGCCUCCCCGGAAACCCACCCGCCCGCCUCCCGAGUUCAUCGAGCCCGUUGAGCCCACAGAGCUGCCUCCACCCUUGCCGCCAGGUCCCCCCUCCAUCUUUCCCGACUGCCCCCGAGAAUGCUACUGCCCCCCAGACUUCCCCUCUGCCCUCUACUGUGACAGCCGCAACCUGCGGAAGGUCCCCAUCAUCCCGUCCCGCAUCCACUACCUCUACCUCCAGAACAACUUCAUCGACGACCUCCCGGAGGAGUCCUUCAGGAAUGCCACGGAGCUGAAAUGGGUCAACCUAGACAACAAUCGCAUCCGGAAGGUGGACAGGCGGGUCCUGGAGAAGCUGGAAAACCUCAUCUUCCUCUACAUGGAGAAGAACCAGCUCAAGGAGGUGCCUUCCUUCCUGCCGCCCAACCUGGAGCAACUGCGUUUGAGCAGGAACCAGAUCUCCAAGAUCCCUGCUGGGGUCUUCAACAAGCUGGAGAACCUGGUGCUCUUGGAUCUACACCACAACAAGCUAAGCGAUGGGGUCUUCAACAAAAACACAUUCAAGGGACUCAAGAACCUCAUGCAACUCAACCUUGCCCAUAACAUCCUGAGGAAAAUGCCCCCUGGGGUGCCCAGUGCCAUCCACCAGCUCUUCCUGGACAGGAACAACAUUGAGGACAUCCCCAGUGACUACUUCAAGGAGUUCCCCAACCUGGCAUUCAUCCGGCUCAACUACAACCAGAUCUCUGACAAGGGGCUCCCCAAGAAUUCCUUUAACCUCACCAACUUGCUGGUGUUGCACCUGGCCCACAACAAGCUCACCAACGUCCCUUUUAUCAGCCCCAAGCUGGAGCACCUCUACCUGAAUAACAACUCCAUUGAAAAAAUCAACGGGACGCAGAUCUGCCCCACCUCGCUGGUGUCCAUCCAGGACUUCUCCCCCUCUGACCUGGAUAGCGUGCCUCGGCUCCGGUACCUGCGGCUGGACGGGAACCUCCUGAAACCCCCCAUCCCCUUGGACCUCAUGAUGUGUUUCCGUCUCCUCCAGUCCGUGGUUUUCUAGCCCUGCCAGGCAGCACGCCCCUCCCAGGCCUUGGCUUUGCACAGAGACUCGACCCCCCGUCAGUGUUUGACACGUGGGACCCUCUUUGCCUCCUUCUCCCCCCGCUCACACCCCACCUCCAUCCCUCUUGCCUUUCCCCCUUUCCUCCCCUGCAGUGGCCGUGGACACGUGUGGCAUGUGCACCCUUGGGGACCACUGUCUGCAGGACAGCACCGCGUCGCAGCAGCCGUCCCAGGUCGCAGCAUCAGCCCCGGGGUGGCUGCCACGCUCACCCCGGUUCCUUGCCCCUGGGCCCUGCCUUCUCUGCCCAAACCCAGCCCUGGAGCUGGCUCUGCCUCUCCCCUUCCACCCGGCAGAGUUUCAGGAGGUUGGAUUCGGUCCAAGCCAAAAGCAUCACCGGCUGGAGCUGACGAGGGAGCCCGGGGGCCACCUCACUGCAGGACUCGGGCCAUAUCAUUGCUCCGGGUGGCUGCACCCGGAGAGAGCCCGCCGUGUCCCUGGGGAAAAAUCCCCCGUGAGGCAGACGGAGCAGGGGGGAUGCCCUGGGCUGGUGCAGGCGGCCACCCGGCACCCUCGGGGUGUCCCGGCGGCGGGUGGCCGGGUCUGGCGCUGACCGGCAGGACCGGCAACGACACCUCGUGGCCAGAGCCCCGGGGCGAGGGACACGCUCCUCCGGCCUGGGCCCUCCUGGGGGGUUCCGGGGGCCGAGGGGCUUAUUCCCUUGGGGGGGGGGGGGGGGAUGUGUGAAUUUGCCAGGAGGGAGCGGGGAGGGUGUCACGCCACCCACCCUUCUCUGCAAGACCAGCCCCCUCCCCAGCUUCCAUCCCCACCACCCCCCCCCCCCCCCGCAGCAUCAAUCCUCAGUGAUGCAGCCCCACUCCCCAGCACCCUGCACCCUCCCGCCGUCCCGUGCUGCAGAGUUGCAGGGCUCAGCACCACGGCCGCAUUCUGCUCCUUCCAGCUAUACCCUGCCCUCCCCAAGGCAGGCAGGACCCAAAGCCUGUGGGACCGCGAUGCCGGUGACCUGCCCUGGGCGUGGGACCCCCCCCCUCCGGGGGCAGAGCAGAGCCAGGUGCUUUGCAGCGAUGCCAGCGGGACACUUACUCUCAUAUUUAGGUGCCUGGGGCCAGAUGCUGACGUGGGUGUAAACCCCAGCUCUGCCGGGCUGGGUUGACCCACGAGAUCUCCGCUCUGCUCUCACAGUCCCUCUGCCCUCCCGCCCUGACUCCCAUCUCCUGGAAGUUUUUACUCUCUGUUGCUUUCUUGAACCGAACACACAUGACUGGUUUUGCCUUUUUUGUUUGUUUGUUUUAGAAAAAAAAUGAAAGAAAAAGAAAAGGGAAGAAUUACUCUUUUGGAAAAGCUAUUUUUUAUUCCCCCUUCUCCCUGUUUUCACAUGUAUCACUUCCCUCUUUGAUAGCUGUACCUGCAUAUAUAGGGUGUCCGGGUUUAGGGGGGUUAUACUUUUUUUAUUCCUGAUUCUCAGGAUUUAGAUUUAAGGCUGAGCAUUAGAGGACAACAAAACCAAAAAACUGAAAUGAUCCUUAAAGCAAUAAACCAAAGAAACCAGCUGUUACCUCCUUUGUGUUUGGCCACCAAAACUGACCCUUUUCUGGGGCGGGCACCGUGUCCCACCCCCCAGAAAUGGGACAGGGAUGCUCCCCACAGCCUGGGGGCACACCAGUGACCCUGCGAGUUGGGUGCUCCCCAAUUCCCAGUGCUGGAAGGGUCAUUAAACCCCUGUGCUAAUUCAGGUUUGUUUUCUCAUGAUAAAAGUCUCUUCUCCAAAUCUUCCUCCAGUGGGCUUUAUUGGGUUCGACAGGUUUCAACCUUAAACCCGGAGACCCUAUGUAUAUAUUUAUAUAUAAUGUGUAUAUAUACUGGUAGACUGUACAGAUAUAUCUAGAGACAUAUGUAGUUCUCGACUGAUUUCAGCUUAAUGGUAUUUUCACUCCUACUCUUCGCAGCAGUGAAAAUAAAAUGAUUCACAAGGGA